AUGCUUGGGCAUGCAAACGCUAGAACAAUUAGACAUUCUCUCAAGAAUAGUUCGAUCACAUACUUGAGAGAAUCGGAUGUAGACUGGUCUGAUUCUACUACUUAUCAAUGUCCAGACUGUUUAGUUGGCAAAAGCACUAAACAUAGACAUGUCAAAGGAUCACGACUAAAGUACCAAGAAUCUUAUCAACCCUUUCAGUACUUACAUACCGAUAUAUUUGGCCCUGUUCACCAUCUGCCAAAGAGUGCACCUUCCUAUUUUAUCUCAUUUACUGAUGAGAAGACUAGAUUCAAAUGGGUUUAUCCAUUACUCGAUCGUCGUGAGCAAUCUAUUUUAGACGUAUUUACAAAAAUAAUAGCCUUCAUUGGCAAUCAAUUCAAUGCCAACGUUUUAGUCGUACAAAUGGACAGAGGACCCGAGUACACUAACAAGACCCUCCGUAAUUUCUUUAUGGAACGCGGUAUAACUCCAUGCUAUACAACAACAGCAGAUUCCAGAGCACAUGGUAUUGCUGAACGAUCAAACCGUACCUUAUUAGACGACCGUCGCACACAUCUACGGUGCAGCGGUUUAUUAAAUCGUCUAUGGUUUUCAGCAGUCGAAUUCUCCACCAUUAUCAGAAAUUCUUUAAUUUCGCCAAAAAACAAGAAUUACCCACGACAACAUGCUGGUUUAGCAGGACUUGAUAUCAGUACUCUAUUACCAUUCGGUCAAACUGUUGUAGUCAACAAUCACAGUCCCGGUUCAAAAAUUUGCCCUCGUGGUAUUCCUGGUUGCGCCUUACAUCCAUUACGAAACUCAUAUGGUUAUAUUAUCUAUGUUCCAUCUUUGAAGAAAACAAUAGACACUACUGAUUACGUUAUUUGGCAUGAUGAACAAUCCAGAUUGGACCAAUGCAAUUAUGAUGCACUUACCUUUGAUGCUGAUAUCAAUCGCUUAACCGCUCCUUAUCUAUUAAGCUUCGUCAAUCUUUGA
Messenger RNA from Saccharomyces kudriavzevii IFO 1802, 975 nucleotides. Its product is annotated as integrase catalytic domain-containing protein. The coding region runs from base 1 to 975 and encodes 324 amino acids. The transcript has a single exon. Gene Ontology annotation, molecular function: nucleic acid binding. Lineage: Eukaryota; Fungi; Ascomycota; Saccharomycetes; Saccharomycetales; Saccharomycetaceae. The record is from RefSeq and is a predicted model, not a curated record. Gene Ontology annotation, biological process: DNA integration.